AUGCUUUCACGCGACGUGAGAGUGAUUAUACAAUGUUAAUUAACGACCGGGAUCCAGGUCAGACGAGUUCACUUUCAUCGGGGGUAAAGAAGGGUCAUGCUAACGAUUUCGAGACGUUUCGGCCCAAGACAUAUCGGCCCCAAAUUACCCAAUACGAAGUAUUUUUAAAUCCACAGCGUGGACAGACAUUCUUUUCUUAUAGAAAAAAAAAUACUUGAUUUUUUUUUCGAAUGUAUUAUCAUAAAAGAUUCCAUAACUAAUGAUACAACGAUGCAAAAAAGAAAAACCGAUGCCCAUGAAAAAUUUUAAUGUGUUCAACUUUUUAGUUGCGUAUGACCUAAUCUUCGAACAUUAUUUUUUAGUUGCGUAUGACCUAAUCUCCGAACGUUUUCAACAUUUUGAUUUUGUUAAAAGAAUAAAUUUAUACAAGUUAUAAAUACCACUUACAACAUCUUCAGAAUGUCACAAAAGAAGAUUUUUAAUUUCUUUCAAAGCACGGAGAAGUCAAACUCAUUGGUAUUGGUGAAGGGUAUAUUGAAUGACUUAGUCAGUGAUGUUAUUAUUAAAAAUUCAUCAAAAAAACACGAAACUGUAAAUGACAAAACAUUAGAAAAAUGGAAACAAAAUUACCCAUGGUUAAUUGUAUCUACUAUGCAUGAAAAAAAGACAUUGAAAUGUAAAUUAUGUUCUGAGUUUAAAACAAGUACAAUAUGGGCAAAGGACGGUACAACCAAUAUUCAAAAGUCUACUCUUGACCGUCAUAAUGAAUGUGAUCCCCACAUUGAAGCAUGUAAAUUAUCUAUCAAAAAACUUGAUAUGGAACUCGCACCAGAGAACAAGUUGGAAAAAGGUAAAAUUGACAAUGCAGAUGUGUAUCUAAUGAGAACAGUGUAUAUGGUAAUGAAAGAAGAGUUACCUUUAGAUAAAGUUAAUGCCAUUCUUGAAUUACAAAGAAUUAAUAAAGCAGACAUUUCUUACCGAAAUUUAAGCUGGACAACCAUCACAGAAAUACAAAAUCUGAUAGCUCUUAUACUCAAGGAAGACCUUAUUCAAAGGUUGAGAUCUUCAGAAUAUUUUGCCAUGUUGAUUGAUGAAACCACUGAUGUAUCAAUUUCUAAACGUCUCUCUAUUUGUGUAAGGUAUAUUCACAAUGGUAUUCCGUACACUGAUUUUCUUGCUAACAUUGAGUUAAGUGAUGGAUGUGCCCACACUAUUGUUACUGCAUUAUUAACUUAUUUUGAAAAAUGUGAAAUUAACACAAGUAAGUGUGUUUCCUUAGCCACAGACGGAGCUAGUGUCAUGGUUGGAAAAAAAACUGGGGUUGGUGUACAGUUGGUAGCUAAAGCUGCACCAUUUUGCGUACAAACACAUUGUGUAGCCCAUCGACUUAAUUUAUCAAUUACAGAUGCAAUUAAAGACAAUGAUGCAAUGAAAAAAUUUAAUGUGAAAUUUGGUGAGCUAUUUAACUUUUUUAGCAAUUCUGGUAACAGAACUUACACCUUACGUCAGAUGCAAACACUCCUAGAUGAACCUGAACUUUCUAUUAAGGCCCCUUAUCCUGUCAGGUGGCUAGGUCUGAAACGUGCAGUGGAAACAGUACAUGAAUGUUAUGGAUCACUAUUGGCAACACUGUCAAGUAUAGGUGUGAAUGAUACAAAGGCUAAAGGCCUUUACAAGUACUUUUCCUCUUAUAAAACUGCUAUACUUAUUGGUUUAAUGUGUGAUGUUCAUGUGGAGUUGGGAAAACUUUGUUGUACUCUGCAGUCUGAAAAACUUAUGUUUAGUGAUGUACCAGCUAUUGUGGAAAGUACAGUGAGUAUGUUGAACAUUUUGAAAACUAAUGAUGGUGAGUGUUUUAAAAUCAUGAAAGGAAACCUUAGGUAUGAGGAAGACAAGGUCUUUUAUGGCAAUGAAGAGCUGACAAAUUAUUCUCUAAAUAUAGAUUCACAAAUUGAAACUGUAAGACAGAAUUACUUAAGUAAUCUCAUUAAAAACAUAAAACGGAGAAUACCCAAACAUGAUAGUAAGCUAAUGUUGAGUCUAAACGAGGUCCUGGAACCAUCUAUUGUAAGAAUGGCCUCUCCAGAAAGCAAUGAAACUGCUCUGCAGUGUCUGAUAGACCAUUAUGGUAAUGACAAAGUUAUAAAAUCAGUAUCUGGUAAUAUGAUCAGUGGUUAUGUUGAGACUGUAAAGCCUGUUGUGAAAAUAAUUCAGAGUGAACAGUUGCUUAAAGAAUGGCCAGGUGUUUGUGGUAUGAUGGCAGGUUGUUACAAAAAUUUGAGCCUUCCUGAGUUCUGCCAACGAAUAAUUCUUAAGCACAAAGACCAGUUCCCAAACAUAGCCAAACUUGCUGUAAUAGCACUAUGCAUGCAGGUGACAUCAGUUGAAUGUGAGCGCUCAUUUAGCACUCAAAAUCGCAUAAAAAGCAAAUACAGGGCCUCCCUUGGUGAUGUUUCCCUUGAGGCUCUCAUGAGGGUCAGCCUGUUUGGACCAAGUGUUGAGAAUUUUGAUAGUGAACAAUGUGCUAGGCAGUGGUUGACCAAGAGAAGGCGAAAAAAGAGACUUACUGCGGAGUACAAACCAAGAGAACCAAAAAGAAUGAAGCUUACGAAGUGUUGA
Ruditapes philippinarum (Manila clam) is the source of this 2619-nucleotide messenger RNA. Its product is annotated as zinc finger protein 862-like. The record is from RefSeq and is a predicted model, not a curated record. Gene Ontology annotation, molecular function: protein dimerization activity. The transcript has 3 exons. The coding region runs from base 460 to 2619 and encodes 719 amino acids. Lineage: Eukaryota; Metazoa; Mollusca; Bivalvia; Venerida; Veneridae.